Molecule: messenger RNA, 1372 nt
Organism: Microdochium trichocladiopsis
Lineage: Eukaryota; Fungi; Ascomycota; Sordariomycetes; Xylariales; Microdochiaceae
Exons: 4
Coding region: 167-1078 (303 amino acids)
Biological process (GO): triglyceride catabolic process; phosphatidic acid biosynthetic process
Cellular component (GO): lipid droplet; endoplasmic reticulum
Molecular function (GO): acylglycerone-phosphate reductase (NADP+) activity; triacylglycerol lipase activity
Source: RefSeq, a predicted model, not a curated record
CCGAGGCUCAUCGUGGACGAGAGUGUCCAUUGCCAUUUCCCUUUCGAGCUGACGCCAGCCACGGGAACCUCGCGCUGUAUAACACCAGAGCCGUCUUCCAGGCACUUAACCGCUGUGUAGCAGUCAGCCGUAACCUCAUCUCACCUACUUGGUCGACCUCUGCAAAAUGGCUCACCCAGCGCCCGGCCAAAAGACGGUCCUCGUCACUGGAUGCACGCCCGGCGGCAUUGGCUAUGCUCUGUGCAUCGAGUAUCAGAAAAGAGGCCUCUUUGUCAUCCCUACCGCCCGCAAGCCAGAUGUCCUCCACGACCUGGCGGCAAAGGGCAUGCGCACCGUCGUGCUCGACGUGACAAAGGCCGACAGCAUUGCCGCUGCCCAUAAGGAGGUGGCUGCCAUCACCGGCGGCAAGCUCGACAUUCUCGUCAACAAUGCCGGGCGUACACACACGCACCCAGCCACAGACCUCGACCUCGACGAUGUCCGCAUGACCUUUGAGACCAAUGUCUUCAGCGUCAUGGCCAUGUGCAAGGCCUUCGCGGACCUCCUCAUCGCCUCAAAGGGCCUCAUCAUCAACACCUCGUCCGUGUCCUCGGUGGCACCGUACUGCUUCGGCGCCGCCUACACGGCAACCAAGGCCGCCGUCGCCGCCUACUCGCGCGUGCUGCGCAUCGAGAUGCGCCCCUUUGGCGUGCGCGUCAUGGUCACCAUGACCGGCACCGUCAUCAGCAACAACGCCACCCACAACAACCGCUACCUGCCCCCGGACAGCCUGUACCAGCGCGUCAAGGACCUCUUCGAGUUCCGCGUGACCUUCAGCCAGACCCAGGCGUCGAUGCCCGCCGAGGACUACGCCCGGCAGCUCGUCACCAAGUCCCUGAAGCCCGAGGUGAACCUGUUCUGGCGCAACUGGUUCGGCCGCCCGGACUGGUUCUGGUACGGCGGCAUGGCCAAGCUGUUGUGGUUUGGCCACUCGUUCCUAGGUGAGGCGUAUGUCGACUGGGCCUCGUGGCCCACGUUCCGCCUCGCGAAGCUUCAGCGCAUGGUCGAGGAGGACGACAAGCAGAAGAAGCUUGCCUAAACUUGAUUCUGGGAUUUGAAACAAAAAGCUAGGCAAUUCAGCGCACCGGCGACGAAGGUCAUGGGCCGGAUUGUGGCUGCUAGCCAAUAUCUUUAUGUGGUUCAUCCGUCUUGAGCGAAUUGAAGGCGACAAGAAUCGUAGCACCCAGGCUAUGGCAUUAACAGGAAUGCGGUGCUAUGCAUGGAUUGCGCAGAGGUUGCUUUGCAACCGAAACCUGUCAUGUCGAACGAAUCACCGAGUUAUUAGCUAGCCUUGUAUCACAUUUGGAGGGGAAAAGAAAGAAAGUCACUCUAG